AUGAGGACGACGACGACGAUGUCAUCAUCGUCAGAAUCUGAAUCACCUAUUAUUAUGAACAAGGACGACGAUUAUGAUGAAAGUGAUGAAAAAACAGCAUCAUCUGAUGACGAUAAUAACGGGAUUAUCAUCAUCGGCGGUGGGUUAGCUGGCUUAGCCGCGGCUGUGCAGUUGGAAACAAAAAACAUUCCGUACGUUUUAUUAGAAUCCUCGGACGGAUUUGGCGGUCGAGCGAGAACGGAUAUCGUCGACGGGUACAUCUUAGACCGUGGGUUUGCCAUCUAUCUCUCCUCGUACGAAGAAUGUAAUAAAAUUUUCGAUACCAAGGCGUUAGAUUUGAGGAAAUUUUACGCCGGCGCGGACGUGAGAUUUGAGAAUCAGUUUUAUCGAGUCGCGGAUCCGUUUCGGCACGUUUCGGACGCGCUGCCGAGUUUACUUCCGAAUCAUAAGAUUGGGUCGCCGCUGGAUAAAGUGUUGGUCGGUUUAGUGCGAUUUCAGACGUUAUUGUUACGGAUGAAUCCGAUGCAAAGAGAGAGUUCGGAAACGAUCGAGGAACGAUUGAACGCGUUUGGUUUUAGCGAGGAGAUGGUGGAUAGGUUUUUUAGACCGUUUUUGGGUGGGAUUUUCUUCAAUCCUGAGUUGACGACGGAUUCGAGGUUGUUCGAUUUCGUCAUGCGGUCGUUGGCGUUGGGCGAGAAUUGUUUACCCGCGAAAGGAAUCGGGGCCAUGGCGGAACAGUUGGUUGGGAGGUUAGACGAGAAGAACGUGCACGCGAAUGCAAAAGUCCAGGAGAUUAGAAAUCUAAACGACGCCGUAGAAGUGCGCGUGCAAAUGAUGAACAAAGAAGAGGAGACGAUUAUUAGAGGUAAAAAAGUCAUUUUAGCCGUGGAAGGACCGGAGUGCGAUCGAUUGCUCGGCACGAAAGAUAAGCAAAGAGGAAAAGGCGUGGGGACUACGUGCGUGUACUUUUCCUGCGACAAACCGUACGACGCGGAAAACGCGAUGUUAUAUUUGGACGGCGAGAAAUACAAAGGAGGAGGAGGGAAGAAAACGUUGGUCAACAACUGUUGCUUCCCGUCCGUCGUCUCUCCAACUUACGCGCCAAACGGGAAACACUUGUGUUCUGCCUCUAUCAUUGGCGUCCCGAGUGAACUCUCAGACGAACAAAUUGGCGACCGGGUUAAAUCAGAACUCUCCGACUGGUUCGGCGAGUCCAUCACGAGUUCGUUCAAACUCUUAAAAGUCUACCGCAUCCCGUUCGCACAACCGAUACAAACCCCAUCGGCAAAAGGGAGCUCCAAAACCGCGUUCGAGCAAACGUGCGAAAGCGGCGCGAUGAAAAACGUCUACUUAGCUGGCGAUCAUCGCGACGCGGCGACGUUUGACGGUGCCUUGAUUAGCGGGAGACGAUGCGCCGAGUACGCGAAAUCGAAAAUGUAA
Molecule: messenger RNA, 1440 nt
Organism: Bathycoccus prasinos
Lineage: Eukaryota; Viridiplantae; Chlorophyta; Mamiellophyceae; Mamiellales; Bathycoccaceae
Product: amine oxidase
Exons: 1
Coding region: 1-1440 (479 amino acids)
Molecular function (GO): oxidoreductase activity
Source: RefSeq, a predicted model, not a curated record